Molecule: messenger RNA, 976 nt
Organism: Pocillopora damicornis (cauliflower coral)
Lineage: Eukaryota; Metazoa; Cnidaria; Anthozoa; Scleractinia; Pocilloporidae
Source: RefSeq, a predicted model, not a curated record
UUCAAGAGGCUGCUUUCACCAGGCAGACAUUUCUUUGAUCAAAGCAGGAGGACAUCACGAUAAUUGUGAAAUGAGCUGCGUCUGUUAAACUGAAGACUGAACUCACCCGCACCGCGUGAAUUACGACUCGUGACAAUUUUUCAGAUGGAAAACAAAAAAAUCAGAGGCAAUCGAGUGGACGAUGAUUUACGCGAGAGGAAGAUUUCAAGAGGUUUGGUGCGACAUGUUUUGACAAGGAACACUGGUGACAGGAUUGCUUUGGGGAGAGUAACAAAACAACUCGACAAAGAAAGGAUAGCAAAGGAAUUGGAUUACCAACAACAGAAACAGAAGCUUCUACUCCAGAAGUUUGAAUCUCAGAUGAAAGAGCGAUCCGCGAAGGAUUCUCAAGAAACAUCAAACGAGCUCGAUGGCACAGCGGGGUUGCGAAAGGCUACUGGAAAACAUGUCAUGUCGCGGUAUAGAAGUUAUUCCGAGCUGGAAAUGUCGAGCUCGCAAUUGCAAAGGUUGAAGUGUUCUGCAGAGAUUCCUGAGGCGCUUGAGAAAAAAGCGAAAACAAACAGGGCACUCAAUUAUUCGCGACUGGCAGUCGAAAAGAGAGCAAACGAAACUAACCGGCCGAGGUUACGCAAAACAGGAGUGAUUAAAGCUCCGGAGCGUUCAGGCCUUGUUGAGGAAGUGAGAAUGAAGCGGACUAAGACGCUAUCAGAUAUUUUACCUCCAGUUAUUCUUCCACCAAUAUUUCAAUCUGGCGCAAGUUCAUUGGAAAAGAGGACUGUUCUGGAGAACCAGCGGACACAAGCAAAAGAAUCUUUUUCUGAGGGUUCUGGCUCUAAUCAGACACCAAUGAUGACUGAGAUAAGAGAGUUGGAGGACCUAGAGGACUGUCGAUAUCUUAGAAAGAGCAAUUUUCGAUAAGCUCAGCUAAGCAUGUAUAACCAUGUGAUGCAGGAGUCAAAGUUUUAUUUUAAACUAA